AUGGCUCUCAUUACCCUGCCACCGGAGCUCAAGCUAAACAUAGCUGACAGCUUGGACCCGGACUCGACUCUCAAUUUCGCCCUUACCUGCAAAGACCAUGCGACACUACUCAAAUCCUUGUUGAGACAGCAUGCACGACUACUUGCGAAAUGGAAGGUCAUCGACACGACCGAUGCUCGGUGGUACAUCAGGGAACUCAAUCUUCCACCAAGCCGGCAAUACAAUUGGAAUGCGAACGAGAGUUUGCAUGUUUCCCACCCCAAGCAUAACGUUGUGCCAUCCGAAGAAGACAAGGCCUUGUUCAUUGAGGCAGCAAGAGGCCUGCAAGAUCUGUAUCCGGGGUUCGGCGUGGAUGAAUUGGAUCUGCAAAGACGAUACUCCCAUGCCAUCAACUUUUCACCUCGCCCGUACGACACGAUUGGAUCCAUCGAAGAUCGAAUUCACGCAGGCUUUGAGGACGCCAUAAUCGCGGUCCUUCUGCACUAUCUACCUUAUCUCACGACCAUCAGUCAUUCAGAAGUCGGCAUGGAAGACUGUCUGGAACUUGUUCUAUGGCAGAUCGCGUUAGGAUACAAGAACCCGGUCAUGGCACCAAAGCUCCCCCUACAACAUCUCAAGACGGUCGCCGUGCGUUCUCCCCGGGACGAAGGAAGCAGCUCUCCUGAUUGGGCGUGUUUUUAUCUCAGUAUCCCUUCGGUAAAGACGUUUGUAGGGCAAGCAAUGGGUGGUUCGUCUAGCGAGGACGUCCUACGCACUUUAUUCCCCACAGGUGCUGCUCCGUGCUCCAACGUAGAAGAACUACUCUUCAGACGUUGUGUCUUCGAUGUGGAUGGCUUGGCAACCAUACUCGCGAACAUUCGGCAUCUGAAGAAGCUAACGUACGACGGUGGUGAUGCUCUGGUGUCCGAAUCGAGCUGGUACGAACCAAAGAAAGUCAUCCGAGCAGUCGCUACACACGCCGGCCGCUCGUUGGAAGAGCUCAUGCUCAGCGAGGAGGACACGGAUAGUGAACCUCCUGAGGAUGGCCCAGCGAUUGUUUCUCUCCGAGAGUUCCAGAAGCUCCGUGUACUCCACUGUCAAUGGCGCAUGCUUCGCCCCGACAUGGCAAAAGAGGGAGACCCUGAACAUGACGAGCCGCUAGAACAAGGCUAUUACCGAAAGGAGGAUUAUGAACAGAUUGAUGUCGACUUCGACGUAAGGACCCUUCUCCCAGAGUCCUUAGAAGAGUUUUAUAUGAACGGCGAUUUCCACGACUAUGAUGAAUGGGAGCACAUGGAAAAUACAGUCAAAGCCUCAAGCGCCUUCACGCCCCGCCUGAGUAUGGACAAGACCUGUAUUAAGAAAGGAGGUUAUUGGAGUGAUCGAAUCGGUACCGCAGAGGAACCGGAUGGAGCCUGGUCUCAUCCGCUCGGCCGCCUUUUCGAAGGCCGCUACAAAAGCAUUGCUGCUGUCGAAGAUGCGCCAUUCGCGGAGUUCAUCUCUGUGAGAGAAACCGGCCUCAAAUUCAACGUCGUCCACCCAGUCCCGGUUACGUAUCUGCGUGACCUGAACUCUCGUGAGCGCGCUGCAGUCCACAAGCACAUCACUUCUCAGCUAUUCAGCAACAGCUACAAAGACGUCGGAUUUGUCAAAGCUGCAGAAGAGACCCUGGGUCUAUUGGAGAUAGUCCAACAGGAUAUGGACCAUGAUCGCUCGACCACUGCGGACCUAACGACCACGGAUACGACCAGCAACCGGACUUACCACACGGCAAGAGAGCAUCAGGAGUCCCGAGGCAAACAUUCCUCCAUGCACGUGGAGGCUGACACCAAUGUCAUGAGCGGCUCAAGGUCAGGCGCCCUUGGGCGUAGCCGGAAUAUAAAUAAAUGGAAGAGUACCGUACCCCCUGGCUACCCUCCACCCCCCGUUAGUACGCCAAGCUCGGUCUUUCAGUCUGAGAGUGGUAGUAGAUCGCGAUCAUCUAGCUCCAGCAAGAUGCGAAAGCCAAGCAGACACACCGACUUCCUUAAGGACGCAAAGCUCGACGAGAAGACACGCGUUAUAGUCGUGGAGCACAGUGCUGCAAGCCGCGAACUGGCGCUUCAGGAAGAGCAUCUUGCCAGUCUCGAGUCGCUUGCUUUGACCGUCACCAGCUCAGCUGCGCGGCGCGAUCUAUACGGCGCCAUUCGGAAAGCUCGCAGUGCAGUCGAGAAGGUUCGCGUCCUCGAACGCAAGUGCAAGGGCGCCUUAUCAGACUCCCGGGCGCUCGUAGUGGAUGCUCUUGAGCUUGCUGAUGAUCUUUGGGAGACGUCAGAUGCGGCGGCGGAUGAAGCAUCAACAGUUUCAUCGCCGACAACGAUUUCUUCGCGGACAACCGAUUCUUCGCGGACAACUGGUACUUCCCCGAUACAGCGGAGUACAUCCACUGCCCCAUCGGAGCCUGAAUCUUUGGUACCGGCCCGGUUCGCCUAUCCCUCCGAAGUUGUAUCGUUGAAGCAGGAACUGCAAAAGAUCGACGAUAGUCUUUCUGAGUCGAUGAGGACUUUGAACAGGGUCAUCACUCGACCCAGUAACCGAGCGGGCGUCAUCAAAAGCAUAGAUCGCGCACGGGCAUGCCUUGACAAACUUCACGUCGCGCGAGAGCGCUUUUCGGGCUUGGAUGACGAGAAGAUACGUAAAUUCGGGGCUGCCACACUUGCAAUCGCGCGGACAAGGCAUCAGGAAGUAUUGCGCGUUCUAGAUGCAGCCAAACAAGAGCAAUUACGACUGGACGGUCCUACGCAAGCGAAAGGUAGUGGAGGAACACGAGACACUGAGCGUCAGCAGCCACCGCGAAUGGAAGAAGAGCUCAAUCAAACCAUUCAUCGUAUCUCUGAACUUGAGCUUGCCGACGCCAAAGAGCUGUUGCGACAGCUAAAAGACGCUCUUGAUCAGAUUGUUCCGCACAGGGUUGCUGAGGCGCACAGUGGACGCCGCCAAAUGGGUCCUAGCUUGUAUGACCAGUUUCUGCAGGCAGGUGCACCUGAGGCUUACGGGGAGCCAACGUCGUCCGUAACGGGGUUGCCGCCAUCUCGGUACCUGGAUUGGGAUGAGUACACGUGUGCACGAUAUUUUGAAAGUAGUUGGUCCUGGGAGGAUUGGGAAUAG
Molecule: messenger RNA, 3126 nt
Organism: Alternaria novae-zelandiae
Lineage: Eukaryota; Fungi; Ascomycota; Dothideomycetes; Pleosporales; Pleosporaceae
Exons: 4
Coding region: 1-3126 (1041 amino acids)
Molecular function (GO): protein binding
Source: RefSeq, a predicted model, not a curated record